Messenger RNA from Schistosoma mattheei, 2216 nucleotides. The record is from the annotation of a GenBank genome assembly. NCBI's taxonomy places the organism in Eukaryota, Metazoa, Platyhelminthes, Trematoda, Strigeidida, Schistosomatidae.
AUUCUUCUCACAGCAAGACUCACAAAAUAGUACAAAACGUACAAAAUAAGGUUGCUCGUCUAAACAAUUGAAAACUCUGUUAUUUGCACAUCAGAAGACUCUUGUUUGAACUUGUUUAUUAUGUCUGAAACCGAUCAUCACCAACUGGCAAGGUAACAGCGCUGUUUUAGGAACCAUGGAUAUAAAGACAAGAGCAAUUGAGUAUUUUUCUAACAACAAUAUUUUGAAAGAACUUGAGAAUGCUCUACAACUUAUGUUCCAGGAAAAUACAUCAGAUCAUUCCGGCUAUUUAAGCAAAUAUUUCGAAAAGAUUUCCCUUACUCCGAAAGCUGUCAGCAUCAAAGUGGACAGAAACUAUUCAUAUAUUGGCACCUUUUCCAGUUCUUUGAGUGUACUUACACUGUGGCGAACAAAUAUUGAGGUUACCACAGGGCUAAACUAUGUUUAUGGAUGCAAUUAUUGUCUGCCUUAUGGAAACAUCUUAAAUGAAUCAACACCCUCUGAAUUCUCAGUUUGUAUAGAGGCAGUUGUGGAUUUACUGGAUAAUUGCCUAUGGUCACCAGCGGAGAUGUUUGAAAUUGAUAAAUAUAUCAGAAACUUCUACAAUGAAUACAGAAAGCAAUUGAAUAAAAUGCAAACGGAUGAAAGCGAGAAAGAAAUAGAAGUUAUUGGUCCAAAAGAAAUCCCGUUAAAGUCUACAUCAGAACAAAAUGCAAAAAAAAAAUCUACUAAAGAUAUAAUUACACUUCUUCCAAAUCAAAUAAUCUCAAUUGCACCAUUCAUUGCAACAGAUCUAACUUGGUUAUCAAUUAGUUUACAUUUAACAGCAAUGAAGUGUUCUAGACCGAAGAUCAAUUUUCAAUGGUAUAUGAAAUCACUUUAUGAUGAGGUGAUUAAAUCAACGAUGCCCGAUAACAAGACCAAUUCACCAAUUCCUGUUAACCAAGUGACAUGUCCAAUAAUUACAAUAUUGAAUUGUCCUGGACGUAUUGGUUCAAUAUUAUCAGGAAAAUGUAAAUUUUUACAAGAAAUUCUUCUUAUUCCUAAACCAUAUUUAACACCAAAAGAAUUAUUAGAUAAUCUGUUCAUUAUUAAAACAAAAUUAUCACAAACCUUAAUGAAUAAACCAAAUUUAAUACCACAAUUGAUAUGUGAUAAUGGAGCAUCAAGUGUUAAUAUUGAUAAACCAGAACAAGCAUUUGAUUUAUUAAUAGAAUUUCUAGAACAAAUUCAAUUGAAUAAUCAUUUCUAUUUUGGUUUAUUCAUAUCACCAAAAGGAAUAUUUGAUACGAUAAAAGAACGUUAUGAGAUUAUCACGGGAAAUUUGAAAACACCAGAAGAAUUGGUUAAUUAUUAUAUAGAUUUAAUUGGUAGAUAUCCACAAAUACGUUUAUUAAUUGAUCCAUUUAGAGUAGAAGAUAAAGAAUAUUGGGAAUUAUUAAAAACACGUAUUACAUCAUCAAUAUUGAUUACAACAAGUACAAUAAUUCAACCAGCUAUGAAAGAAAUAACACUUAAUCGAUCUAAUUCAAUGAUUACAAAAAAUCUUAAAACAAUAACAACAUUAUCAUCAUUUGAUGAACCAUUAAAAUUUAGUAUUCCAACUGGUUUAACUAUUUAUGAUUUAGUGAAUAGUUGCCAAGGCAACAAAAUUCAUCAUCAUAAGGAUGAUGUAAAUCAUGUUGACAUAGAUACUACUACUACUACUACUAAUAAUAAUAAUAAUAAUAUAAAACAAAUACCGAAUGGUGCACUACAAUCUACAUCAUUAUGUAAUACAGUUGAUAAACAGGAUAUGUGUUACUCAUCUUGGUUAUUCACUAUGGAUCCAUGUUUAGAUUGUGUUUUAAUAACAGAAAUUAUUCAAGCAAUUCAUAUAUUACAUUUACAAAAUCGGCAAGUGAUAUUCAGUUUGGAUAAUCUACAAGUGAUUGAAGAUUGGCCAAUGGAUAUGGCAAUUGGUUUAGGUAUAGAUUUUAUCAAAAUUACUGGAUUGAAUAGAAUAGAUCAAAUGAAUAAAUUGAUAACAUGGUAUCAUUACUAUCAAGAUAUAAUUGAUCAUUUAAAGGAUUCAAUCAAUGAAUGGAAGUUGUAUGAUUCUUCACUAAUGGAAAAUUCUUUCAAUGUAUGAAUGGAUUAGUUAAGUCAUUCAUAAUAUUACCAUAUACAUAUCAUAAUGAUAAUUUUUUUUGUUAUAAAAGAUAAUGUAUAAUGAU